This is a messenger RNA of Varroa destructor (honeybee mite), 779 nucleotides long. It is a transcript of the gene Polr2H, whose product is annotated as DNA-directed RNA polymerases I, II, and III subunit Rpb8. The record is from RefSeq and is a predicted model, not a curated record. Lineage: Eukaryota; Metazoa; Arthropoda; Arachnida; Mesostigmata; Varroidae. Gene Ontology annotation, cellular component: RNA polymerase II, core complex; RNA polymerase I complex; RNA polymerase III complex. Gene Ontology annotation, biological process: DNA-templated transcription.
UCGAAAUCAUCAACUUUCGGUCGACCAGCGAAGCUCGUCUGGAAACACUUGCACUGUAAAGUGAAAGAAACAUAAUUGGUUAUUCAUAUUGGCGAGGUUUAUAAUUGGCAUUUAAGUAAUAAACAAGUUUUCAACAUGUCGGUGCUCUUUGAGGACAUCUUUGACGUCAAAGAUAUCGAUCCAGAAGGCAAGAAGUUCGACCGUUGUUCCCGACUUCACUGCGAGUCCGAGUCUUUCAAAAUGGAUUUGAUCCUUGACAUUAAUAGCCAGGUUUAUCGAGUAGAAUUAGGUGACAAAUUUCGUUUAGUCAUAGCCACAUCUUUACGUGAAGAUGGGACUGAUCCGGACAACGGCGACUACAAUCCGGCUGAUGAUACUCCAACAAGGGCUGAUCAAUUUGAAUACGUCAUGUAUGGAAAAAUUUAUAGGAUUGAGGGUGACGACGCCACUACAGGGGAGUGCACUCGGUUAGCAGCCUAUGUCUCGUUUGGGGGUCUUCUCAUGCGACUACAAGGCGACCCCAACAAUUUGCAUGGAUUCGAGGUCGAUAAUCAUGUUUAUUUAUUGAUGAAGAAGCUUGCAUUUUGAAUCCAUCCCAGGGAUUCAAGGGUGCGAAGGUCAAUUGAUCGACACCAGCUGGCGAAGAUCAUAUUGUGUACUAUUUUGUAUAUUCAUUGCAUUUCCCUUUAUUGAAAAAGUGUCUUUUAUGGAUGAAAUCAAAUAAAAGCAAAUUUGUACAGUUACAAUAUAUUUUUUUGUCUUCGUCGUAUUUUCAUGCC